Acipenser ruthenus (sterlet) is the source of this 14522-nucleotide messenger RNA. RefSeq names its product dynein axonemal heavy chain 9-like. Gene Ontology annotation, biological process: microtubule-based movement. The coding region runs from base 112 to 13506 and encodes 4464 amino acids. Gene Ontology annotation, cellular component: dynein complex. Lineage: Eukaryota; Metazoa; Chordata; Actinopteri; Acipenseriformes; Acipenseridae. Gene Ontology annotation, molecular function: dynein light intermediate chain binding; minus-end-directed microtubule motor activity; ATP binding. The record is from RefSeq and is a predicted model, not a curated record. The transcript has 69 exons.
AGCAACAGCCUGUUACUAUGGGAGCAGAGACUCGCUAAACUAAGGACUUGGGCUUAGUUCCUCCGUGUAACAGUUAGUGUAAUAUCUGCUCUGGUCACACCAGCGUCAAAAAUGGGGGAUACAUCGGCUACAGACAACAGAUACGCUUUCAUAGAAGAUUAUGUGUUAAAAACUAUGAAACUGAAGCCCGAUCGCUGGCAGAAAUGUAUAGGGACGGAAGAGUACAAGCAGCCGAUUCAGGGUUUUUUAGAUAGGACUGAUCAAUUCGUGCUUGUGGUGUCAUUGAGCACAGCCGGACAAUUGACCACCUCCGCUGAAUUUCCAGCAAGUAGUAAAAACAAAGCUGUUUACUUCGUGAAAAAGUCCAAAGAUGCCAUUACUUCAGACUCGAUUAAAAGCAAUUUGGUUUACGGGGAUCUGUCUUAUGCCCCUCUGGAGCAGUUUUCAUCCCUCGUGGAGGAGGUGGUAGUUCCUGUUUUGGCCAACAAAAAAAACCACCACAAUUGGCCCUAUGUGAUCUCCCAGGAUAUUAACCGUCACGUACACACUUUGAAGAAUAAUGUGUUUGUUGUGGCCGGCCAAGUCAGAGGAAAGACCCUGCUCCCCCUACCAGCAGGGGCAGAGAAAGUGGAAGAUGCUGCAUAUGAAACUGAGAACAGCGGAGAAUUAGUUGACAAAAGUAUCAUACACUCUAUUGAGUCCAUUGUGAUUGAAUGGAGCCACCAGAUCAGAGAGGUUUUGAAGAGGGAUUCUUCUGAGCAACUCUUUGAGGGACGAAACCCUACUCCUCAAGUGGAGCUGGAGUUCUGGAAAAACAGAUAUGCCGAUCUGGACUGUAUUUACGACCAGCUGCGCUCCACAAAGGUAGCAAAGAUGGGUCAGCUGUUGGAAAGAAUGGAUAGCAGCUAUUACCCAGCAUUCAAAGCCAUGUUCCAGGAUGUGGUUGCCGGACUAACAGAAGCUAGCGACAUAAACCUGCACUUAAAGCCUCUGCAGCGGCAUUUUGAAGAUAUUGAGAAUGUGGAGUUCAAUGAAGCCAAGCCUAUGAUUGGCCCACUGAUGCACGUGGUGUGUCUAGUGUGGACAAACUCUAAAUACUACAACACUCCAUCCAGAAUCAUAGUGCUGCUCCAGGAGACCUGCAACCUUCUAGUACAACAGGCCCGUACCUAUCUGAACCCAGAGGAUAUUCUGAAAGGUGAAAUUCAGGAGAGUUUGAACAAGGUGCUCCAGACACUGGAUAUCCUACAGCUCUUCAGACAAACUUAUGAAGAAAACAAAGGAAGCCUGGGGAAAUAUUACAAGCAUGGAGAGGAGGUGAGAGAGUGGGAUUUCAGCUCUCUGAUGGUCUUCGCUGGGAUGGACUGCUUCCUUACAAGGGUGGAGACUCUUGAGGAUCUCUUGGUAACUGCUCUGGACAUGAUUAAACUGGAGAAGGUUGAAUUUGGAGGGAUCCGAGGGAAGGUUCUUAGUCAGCAGGUCCUAAGUAUGUAUGAAGAGUUUCAGGAAAUCUACAAAGUGUUCACGGAGCGCACUUAUGACUGCCUGGAUACCACUAACAUGGAAUUUGAAAAAGACGUUUCUGACUUUAAGCUGAAAGUAGAAGACAUCGACAGGCGCCUGGGAACAGUUUUCAACCAGGCGUUUGAGGAUGCAUCCGGCUUGGAGCAUGCCUUCAAGUUGCUGGACAUGUUUGGCAGCCUGCUUGAACGACCAUUGAUUGCAGCAGAUGCUCACGACAAAUAUCCUCGCCUAGUGAGCAUGUUUGACAAAGAGCUUGAUGGCUGUAAAGUCCUCUACAACAGGCAUGUGCAGAAGGAGGUGGAAUUAGGCUACACACCAGUCAAUAAGAACAUGCCAUCUGUAGGCGGUGGGCUCCGGUGGGCUCAAGAAAUGCAAGAACGCAUCCAUGUGCCAUUCGGGAACUUCAGGCACGUCACACACCCAUGCAUGGAAUCAUUGGAAGGAAAAAGAAUGAUACAGAAAUAUGAAGAGAUGAUGGAGCUGCUUGACAAGUACUCUCAGAAGCUCUAUAAUAUCUGGACGCAGACAGUUGCAGAGAAAUCUCAGUACAAUCUCACACAACCACUUAUUUCACGAGAUCCUGACUCCAAACUCAUUACUGUCAAUUUUAAUCCUCAGUUGGUGUCCGUAUUAAGAGAGGUGAAAUACGUGAAAUCAGGACAGACAGAAAUGAUCCCCGAUACAGCUGAAGAGAUCUACUCCAACAAGGAAUCAUACAGGCAGUAUGUGGCUAAUUUAGACCUCACCAUCAACUGGUACAAUAAGGUUGUAAAGUCUGUGCUGGAGGUGGAAUUCCCUCUUAUAGAGGGGCAACUACAAGACAUAGAUUCGCAGCUCAAAGAGGCGGAGGAGACGCUUAACUGGAAGGACGAAGGUGUCUGGGAUUAUAUCCAGACAGUCCGGGAUGCUGUCCAUGAUCUUGAAAGAAGGUUACAAAAAACAAAAGACAAUGUGGAGGAGAUGCAGAACAUCAUGAAGACCUGGGUGGCUCCGAUCUUCGAGAGGAAAGAAGGGAAGAAAGACUCCCUCCUCAAUCUGGACGACAGACAAGAGAGACUGGAGAAGCGUUAUAGCGCUAUCAAAGAAUCUGGGAACAAAAUCCACACUCUUCUGAAGGAAAAUCUAGAGCUUUUAAAAGCAGAUCCAAACUCAGACAUGUGGAAAGCUUAUGUAGAUUACAUUGAUGAAAUGGUAAUUGAUGGGUUCUUCAGCAGCAUUGAGUGUUCCCUUAAAUUCCUCUUGGAUAACACAGAUCCAAAGAGUGGCUUGGCUCCUUUGUUUGAAGCACAGUUGGAUCUCCAUGUCCCAGAUAUGGUGUUCAAGCCUUCCCUCGAGUUGGGGGCCAGCGAUGGCUUUUAUGACCUUGUGGAAGGCAUCAUUAAUGAUAUCUACAGAAUGUCUUCUCUAGUACUGAGGCUUGCAGAGCACAGCAGCUUCCCACAUUAUCAGGCGGACAUGGAAGACAUGGCAGACCUUGCAGACAUGCGUCAGUUUCUGAUGGAGUGUGUUCAGCAUGUCAUGACCAAAUGCUGUGACUACAGGAACUCCUUUGACCAUUACUCUUACCUCUAUGUAGAUGAUAGAAAGGAGUUCAUGCGACAGUUCUUGCUGUAUGGGCAUGUUCUUACCAGUGAAGAGAUAGAGGCCCAUGCUGAAGAUGGGGUCCCUGAGACUCCCCCCUCGUUAGAUCAGUUCAAAGAACAGGUCGACUCCUACGAGAAGAUCUAUGAUGAAGUCAACAGCCUGGAGCCCAUCAGUGUAUUUGAUGGAUGGAUGAAAAUAGAUGGCCGGCCCUUUAAAUGUGCCCUUCUGAACAUCAUUAAGAAAUGGAGCCUUAUGUUCAAGCAGCACCUGAUUGAGCAUGUAACAAACAGCUUAUCAGAUCUUGAGCAGUUUAUCAAAGUGGGUGAAAGAGGACUUGGUAAUAAGGUAGCCGAAGGGGAUUAUAGUGGUCUGGUGGAGGUCAUGGGUCAUUUAAUGGCUGUGAAAGAGAGACAGAACAACACAGAUGAGAUGUUCGAGCCACUGAAACAAACGAUAGAGUUGCUCAAGACAUACGAACAGGAGUUACCAGAAGAGGUUUACCAACAACUGGAGGAGCUGCCUGAGAAAUGGAACAAUGUAAAGAAGCAGGCAAUCCUAGUGAAGCAGCAGGUAGCUCCACUACAGGCAAAUGAAGUGACCAUCCUCCGAAGAAAGUGUGCAGCCUUCGAUGUCGAGCAGCAUAAAUUCAGAGAACAGUUCCGCAAGGACGCACCGUUCAGGUUUGACAGUGUAAACCCAUACAAGAUGCUGGAUACUGCCCAUAAACAGAUAUCUGAGAAGGAGUCGGACAUGUCUGGCAUAAUUGAGUCUUCUGGAUUGUUUGAAGUUAACAUCCCAGACUACAAACAACUGAAGCAGUGCAGAAAGGAAGUGUUCCUCCUGAAGGAACUCUGGGAUAUGAUCACGCUGGUUGACUCCAGCAUGAACGACUGGAAGACCACGCGGUGGCGGGAGAUCAACGUGGAGAACAUGGAUUUAGAGUGCAAGAGGUUUUCCAAAGAAAUUCGAGGCUUGGAUAAAGAAUCGAGAGCAUGGGAUGCCUUUGCUGGGCUGGACAACACCGUUAAGAACAUACUGACGUCACUUCGGGCUGUGGCUGAACUUCAAAACCCAGCCAUCAGGGAAAGACAUUGGCACCAGCUGAUGCAAGCCACAGGUGUCAAGUUUACAAUGGAUGAGGACACCACCUUGGCUGACCUCCUGCAGCUGAAUCUACACAACUUUGAGGAUGAGGUCAGAGGGAUUGUAGACAAGGCGGUGAAGGAGAUGGGCAUGGAGAAGGUACUGAAAGAGCUAAAUGCCACUUGGAGCAGCAUGGAGUUCCAGUACGAGCCUCACCCAAGGACCAAGGUUCCUCUGCUUCGGUCCGACGAGGAGCUCAUAGAAACCUUGGAAGAUAACCAGGUCCAGCUUCAGAACCUCAUGACCUCCAAGUACAUUGCUUUUUUCCUGGAGGAGGUAUCCAGUUGGCAACAGAAGCUCUCCACUGCUGACUCUGUCAUUUUCAUCUGGUUUGAGGUACAGCGCACCUGGUCCCACCUCGAGAGCAUCUUCAUUGGCUCUGAAGAUAUCCGAUCACAGUUACCUGAGGAUUCCAAACGAUUUGAAGGUAUUGAUUCUGACUUCAACGAGCUUGCAAAUGAUGCCAAUAAAACUCCUAAUGUUGUGCAAGCUACCAACAAACCUGGACUGUAUGAAAAACUAGAAGACAUUCAAAAGAGACUUGCUCUCUGUGAGAAGGCCCUGGCUGAGUACCUCGACACCAAGAGACUGGCAUUUCCCAGGUUUUACUUCAUCUCUUCUGCAGAUUUGCUGGACAUUUUAUCUAACGGAACAAACCCUCAACAGGUUCAGCGACAUCUUUCCAAGCUGUUUGACAAUACAGCAAAGAUGAAGUUUGACACAGACUCUGAAGGUAACCCUACUAAAAUGGGUCUGGGGAUGUACAGUAAGGAAGAUGAAUAUGUCACCUUCAAUGAGCCAUGUGAUUGCAGUGGGCAGGUUGAGACGUGGCUGAACAGAGUGUUGGAUACCAUGAGGUCAACUGUCCGUCAUGAGAUGACUGAAGCUGUUGUGGCUUAUGAGGAGAAACCCAGGGAGCAGUGGCUCUUCGAUUACCCAGCUCAGGUGGCCCUAACAUGCACCCAGAUCUGGUGGACAACAGAGGUUGGCAUUUCCUUUGCCAGACUCGAAGAAGGCUAUGAGAAUGCCAUGAAGGAAUAUUAUAAGAAGCAAGUGAACCAGCUGAACACACUCAUCACCAUGCUGAUUGGGCAGCUCUCUUCAGGAGACAGGCAGAAGAUCAUGACCAUCUGCACCAUUGAUGUCCACGCCAGAGAUGUGGUGGCCAAGAUGAUUUCUCAGAAGGUGGAAAAUUCACAGGCGUUUGUGUGGCUGUCUCAGCUUAGACACCGCUGGGAUGAUGAGAAAAAGCACUGUUUGGCAAACAUUUGUGAUGCCCAGUUCUUCUACUCCUAUGAGUAUCUGGGGAACACACCUCGCCUGGUAAUCACACCACUGACAGACAGGUGUUACAUUACUUUGACCCAGUCACUGCAUCUGACUAUGAGUGGAGCUCCAGCAGGUCCCGCAGGAACAGGCAAGACUGAAACCACCAAGGAUCUCGGGAGAGCCCUCGGAAUCAUGGUCUACGUCUUCAACUGCUCUGAGCAAAUGGACUACAAGUCUUGUGGGAAUAUCUACAAAGGGUUAGCGCAAACUGGAGCCUGGGGCUGCUUUGAUGAGUUCAACCGGAUUUCAGUGGAGGUGCUGUCUGUGGUAGCCGUGCAGGUUAAAAGCAUCCAGGAUGCUAUUAGAGACAAGAAAAAACGCUUCAACUUCAUGGGCGAGGAGAUUAACCUGUUCCCUUCCGUUGGUAUCUUCAUUACAAUGAACCCUGGAUAUGCUGGGAGGACAGAACUGCCAGAGAAUCUGAAGGCCCUCUUCAGGCCCUGUGCUAUGGUGGUCCCGGACUUCGAGCUGAUCUGUGAAAUCAUGUUGGUGGCAGAAGGGUUUAUUGAAGCCAGACUGUUGGCCAGAAAGUUCAUCACCUUGUACCAGCUGUGUAAAGAACUGCUUUCCAAGCAAGACCAUUAUGACUGGGGUUUGCGAGCAAUCAAGUCUGUGCUUGUGGUAGCCGGCUCCUUGAAAAGAGGGGAUCCAGGGAGACCUGAAGACCAGGUGCUGAUGAGAGCCCUCCGAGACUUCAACAUCCCCAAAAUUGUGACGGAUGACAUGCCUGUGUUCAUGGGGCUGAUCGUAGAUCUGUUCCCUGCACUGGAUGUCCCCAGGAAGAGAGACCUUGAUUUUGAGAAGUUUGUGAAACAGUCUGUUCUGGAUCUCAAACUUCAGGCUGAAGACAACUUCAUACUGAAAGUGGUCCAGCUUGAAGAGCUUCUUGCAGUCCGGCACUCUGUGUUCGUGGUGGGCAACGCCGGUACUGGCAAAUCCCAGGUCCUGAAGUCCCUGAACAAAACUUACCAGAACAUGAAGCGGCGCCCAGCCUGGGCUGACCUCAACCCCAAGGCUGUCACCAACGAUGAGCUUUUCGGCAUCAUCAACCCCUCCACACGCGAGUGGAAGGAUGGUCUGUUUUCCAGCAUUAUGCGUGACCUGGCGAAUGUCAGCCAUGAUGGUCCUAAAUGGAUUGUGCUGGAUGGUGACAUUGACCCUAUGUGGAUUGAGUCUCUCAACACUGUCAUGGACGACAACAAGGUGCUUACAUUGGCCAGCAACGAGAGGAUUCCCCUAAACCCGACCAUGAGGCUGGUGUUUGAAAUCAGCCACCUUCGUACAGCUACCCCAGCUACAGUUUCCAGAGCAGGAAUCUUGUACAUCAAUCCUGCUGAUCUGGGAUGGAAUCCUCCAGUUUCAAGCUGGAUUGACCAGAGGGAGGUCCAAUCAGAGAAGGCAAACCUGACCAUUUUAUUUGACAAGUACCUCCCAUUGUGCCUCGACACACUCAGAACAAGAUUUAAGAAGAUCAUCCCAAUCCCAGAGCAGAGUAUGGUUCAGAUGCUGUGUUACCUUCUCGAAUGUCUCUUGACGAAAGAACACACUCCGCCUGACAGUCCCAAAGAGCUGUAUGAACUGUACUUUGUUUUUGCUGCCAUCUGGGCUUUUGGUGGAGCCAUGUUCCAGGACCAGCUAGUUGAUUACAGAGUGGAGUUCAGUAAAUGGUGGGUGACAGAGUUCAAAACCAUCAAGUUCCCCUCUCAAGGCACCAUCUUCGAUUACUACAUUGAUCCUGAAACGAAGAAAUUUGAGCCAUGGUCCAAAAUGAUUCCCAAAUUUGAAUUUGAUCCUGAUAUGCCUCUGCAGGCGUGUCUAGUGCACACCACUGAAACAAUCAGGGUGAGAUACUUUAUGGACAGGUUGCUGGAGCGAAAAAGGCCUGUCAUGCUGGUGGGAAACGCAGGCACUGGAAAAUCUGUACUGGUGGGAGACAAACUGGGAUCCUUGGAUCAAGAGGAGUACAUGAUAAAAAAUGUCCCUUUUAACUACUACACCACGUCUGCAAUGUUGCAAGCUGUCCUUGAAAAGCCUUUGGAGAAGAAAGCUGGUAAGAACUAUGGGCCGCCUGGUACCAAGAAACUAAUCUACUUUGUUGAUGACAUGAACAUGCCAGAGGUAGACACCUACGGCACCGUCCAGCCUCAUACUCUCAUCAGACAGCAUAUGGAUUACCACCACUGGUAUGACAGAAGCAAGCUGUCAUUGAAGGAGAUUCACAAUGUGCAGUAUGUCUCCUGUAUGAAUCCUACGGCUGGUAGUUUCACCAUUAAUCCAAGACUUCAGCGUCAUUUCUGUGUGUUUGCACUUUCCUUUCCCGGAGUGGAUGCUUUGGCCACUAUCUACAGCUCCAUCCUCACGCAGCAUCUGAAAGUGGGGAACUUCUCAGUGGCUUUACAGAAGUCUGCCACGCAGCUCAUUAAUCUGGCCCUGGCACUGCACCAGAAAGUAGCUUCAGUCUUCCUGCCCACCGCUAUCAAAUUCCACUACAUCUUCAACCUGAGAGACUUCUCCAAUAUCUUCCAGGGCAUUCUUUUCUCUAUGCCUGACUGCCUGAAAACUCCCCAGGACCUGAUGAAGUUAUAUCUACACGAGUCCAACAGAGUCUACAGAGACAAGAUGGUGGAUGAAAAGGAUUUUGGGGUCUUUGAUAAAAUACAGACUGAUUUGGUGAAAAAGUUUUAUGAGGAUAUCGAGGGAACUCUUGAAGAGACGAUGAAAAUGAACAUGUACUGUCAUUUUGCUGCCGGCAUCGGUGAGCCCAAGUACAUGCCGGUUCAGUCCUGGGAGUCCUUGAAUAAAACCCUCGUGGAAGCACUGGACAAUUAUAAUGAAGUCAAUGCUGUGAUGAACCUCGUUCUCUUUGAAGAUGCCAUGUGUCACAUCUGUCGUAUCAAUCGCAUCCUGGAGUCCCCCCGGGGAAACGCUCUCCUGGUUGGAGUAGGUGGCAGUGGCAAGCAAAGCCUGACAAGACUGGCAGCUUCUAUAAGCUCCUUGGAGGUCUUUCAAAUUACUUUAAAGAAAGGCUACAGCAUUCCUGACCUUAAGACUGAUUUGGCGACCCAGUAUAUAAAAGCCGGAGUAAAAAACAUUGGUACUGUAUUCCUAAUGACUGACGCCCAAGUAUCAGAUGAAAAGUUCUUAGUCCUGGUCAAUGAUCUCCUGGCAUCAGGAGAAAUCCCUGAUUUGUUUCCAGACGAUGAAGUUGAGAAUAUCAUCAGCAGCGUGAGGAAUGAAGUGAAGGGCCUGGGCUUGAUGGAUACCCGAGAAAACUGCUGGAAAUUCUUCAUAGACCGCGUUCGAAGGCAGCUCAAGGUUGCCCUGUGCUUCUCACCCGUUGGUAACAAGCUAAGAGUGCGCAGCAGGAAGUUCCCGGCUGUUGUCAAUUGCACAGCGAUAGACUGGUUCCACGAGUGGCCUCAGGAAGCUUUAGAGUCUGUCAGCUUGCGUUUCCUCCAGGAGACGGAAAACAUUGAGCCCACAGUAAAGGAGUCGGUCAGCAAAUUCAUGGCGUACAUUCACACCAGUGUGAAUGAGAGCUCCAAAGUUUAUCUGGCUAAUGAUCGUCGCUACAACUACACCACCCCCAAGUCCUUCCUGGAGCAGAUCAAACUGUACCAGAACCUGCUAGGAAAGAAGAGCAAAGAGCUGACAGCCAAGAUGGAGCGUCUAGAGAAUGGCUUGCAGAAACUCAACAGCACGUCUGCACAGGUGGACGACCUGAAAGCCAAACUGGCGGCCCAGGAAGUGGAGCUAAAACAGAAGAACGAAGACGCUGACAAGCUGAUCCAGGUGGUUGGGGUGGAGACUGAGAAAGUGAGCAAGGAGAAGGCUAUCGCUGAUGAGGAAGAGCAGAAGGUAGCUCUGAUCGCUAAGGAAGUCACCAAGAAACAGAAGGAUUGUAAAGAAGAUUUAGCCAAGGCAGAGCCAGCACUACUUGCAGCCCAGGAAGCUCUGAAUACUCUUAACAAGAACAACUUGACAGAGCUAAAGUCUUUUGGUUCGCCAGUCUUGGCUGUCACUAACGUCACAGCCGCCGUCAUGGUGCUCAUGGCACCCGGGGGAAAAGUUCCCAAAGACCGAAGCUGGAAAGCGGCAAAGGUCAUGAUGGCCAAAGUAGACAGCUUCUUGGAUGCCCUGGUCAAUUUCAACAAAGAGAAUGUCCAUGAUAACUGUCUGAAAGCUCUCCAGCCUUACCUCAAGGACCCUGAAUUUAAUCCUGAAUUGGUGUCAUCGAAGUCCCUUGCAGCAGCUGGUCUGUGUUCCUGGGUUAUUAACGUUGUGAAGUUCUAUGAAGUGCAUUGUGAAGUGGAGCCCAAACGCCAAGCCCUGAAUAAAGCCAACGCCGAUCUAGCUGCUGCCCAGGACAAACUGUCCAUUAUCAAGUCCAAAAUUGCUAUCCUUAAUGAGAACUUGGCGAAGCUGACAGCCAAGUUUGAGAAAGCUACUGCAGACAAACUGAAAUGCCAGCAAGAAGCAGAAUCCACUGCACGGACCAUCUCUCUCGCCAACCGACUGGUUGGAGGACUAGCAUCAGAAAAUGUGCGUUGGGCAGAUGCAGUUGGAAAUUUCAAAAAACAGGAGAGUACAUUAUGUGGAGAUGUUUUGCUGAUCACAGCGUUUGUGUCCUACUUGGGAUAUUUCACCAAGAAGUACAGAGUUGAAUUAAUGGAUGGGUCUUGGAGGCCAUAUCUCAAUCAGUUGAAGGUGCCGAUUCCAGUCACUCCUGAAUUAGAUCCCUUGACGAUGCUUACUGAUGAUGCAGAUGUUGCAGCCUGGCAAAACGAGGGUCUCCCUGCAGAUCGAAUGUCUACAGAGAAUGCUACCAUCCUCACCAACUGUGAACGCUGGCCUUUAAUGGUGGACCCACAGCUGCAGGGAAUCAAAUGGAUCAAAACCAAGUAUGGAGAAAAUCUCAGAGUUAUCCGGAUUGGCCAAAGAGGCUAUCUCGACUCAAUGGAGAGAGCGCUGUCAGACGGGGAAGUGGUUUUGAUUGAAAACUUGGAAGAGUCGGUCGAUCCAGUUUUGGGGCCGCUGUUGGGUCGUGAAACAAUCAAGAAGGGCAGGUAUAUGAAGAUUGGUGAUAAGGAAUGCGAGUACAACCCCAGUUUCCGCCUCAUUCUACACACCAAAUUGGCAAACCCCCACUACCAGCCUGAGCUGCAGGCCCAGUGCACCCUCAUCAACUUCACCGUCACCAGAGAAGGACUAGAGGACCAGCUGCUGGCCGCUGUGGUCAGCAUGGAGAGACCCGAUCUGGAGGAGCUCAAGUCCAACCUCACAAAGCAGCAGAACGGCUUCAAGAUCACUUUGAAAACUUUGGAAGACAACCUGCUUUCCCGUCUUUCUUCUGCCUCUGGGAACUUCCUGGGAGACACAGCACUCGUGGAAAACCUGGAAACCACCAAAAGGACGGCUGCCGAAAUUGAGGAGAAGGUGAAGGAAGCCAAGGUGACAGAAGCGAAAAUCAAUGAGGCGAGAGAACACUACAGGCCUGCAGCUGCCAGAGCAUCUUUAUUAUACUUCAUAAUGAAUGACCUCAAUAAAAUCCACCCCAUGUACCAGUUCUCUUUGAAGGCAUUCAGCGUGGUAUUCCAGAAGGCUGUGCUGAAAGCCCCUUCAGAUGACACUCUCAAGCAGCGAGUAUCAAACCUCAUCGAUAGCAUCACCUUUUCUGUCUUCCAAUAUACAACACGAGGGCUGUUCGAAUAUGAUAAACUGACCUACACAGCACAGCUUGCCUUCCAGAUAUUGCUUAUGAAUAAAGAAAUAAACGCAGUUGAACUGGACUUCCUUCUGAGAUAUCCAGCCCAACCUGGUCUCUCCAGUCCAGUUGAUUUCCUUUCGAACCUGUCCUGGGGUGGAAUCAAGUCACUGUCCUCCAUGGAAGAGUUCCGUAAUUUGGACCGGGAUAUCGAGGGCUCUGCAAAGCGCUGGAAGAAGUUUGUGGAAUCAGAGUGUCCAGAGAAGGAGAAGUUUCCACAAGAGUGGAAAAACAAAACUGCCCUCCAGCGGCUGUGUAUGAUGAGAGCGAUAAGGCCUGACCGCAUGACCUAUGCAGUGAGGGAUUUUGUGGAAGAGAAACUGGGAAGCAAGUACGUGGUGGGCAGAUCUAUGGACUUUUCAACCUCGUUUGAAGAAUCUGGGGCAGCUACUCCAAUGUUUUUCAUUCUUUCUCCUGGUGUUGACCCACUUAAGGAUGUUGAGAAACAAGGCAGGAAACUGGGUUAUACCUUUGACAACAGAAACCUCCACAAUGUGUCUCUGGGACAAGGGCAGGAAAUUGUAGCAGAACAAGCCUUAGAUCUGGCAGCCAAAGAUGGACACUGGGUGAUUCUGCAGAAUAUCCACCUGGUAGCCAAGUGGCUGGGUACCCUGGAGAAAAAACUGGAGCAGCACAGUGAAGGCAGCCACGGGGAGUUCCGUGUCUUCAUUAGCGCCGAGCCUGCCUCCUCUGCGGACAGCCACAUCAUCCCUCAGGGCAUCCUGGAAAACUCCAUCAAAAUCACCAACGAGCCGCCAACAGGAAUGCACGCCAACCUACACAAGGCUCUAGACAAUUUCAAUCAGGACACUUUGGAGAUGUGUGCACGUGAGAGCGAGUUUAAGAGUAUUCUCUUUGCUCUGUGCUACUUCCACGCCGUGGUGGCUGAGAGGCGAAAAUUCGGACCACAAGGCUGGAACCGGUCAUACCCCUUCAACACCGGAGACCUCACUAUAUCUGUUAAUGUUCUUUACAAUUAUCUGGAGGCUAAUUCCAAGGUCCCUUACGAUGAUCUGCGCUAUCUGUUUGGAGAGAUUAUGUAUGGAGGUCAUAUCACAGAUGACUGGGACCGACGGCUGUGUAAGACCUAUUUGGAGGUGUUCAUUAAGCCAGAGAUGAUGGAGGGAGAGCUCUCCCUGGCACCAGGCUUCCCUCUGCCAGGCAACAUGGACUAUAACGGCUAUCACCAGUACAUUGACGACAUGCUUCCCCCUGAGUCUCCUUACCUCUACGGUCUUCACCCCAAUGCUGAGAUCGGAUUCCUCACCCAGACCUCGGAGACUCUCUUCAGGACUGUGCUGGAGAUGCAGCCAAGAGACAGCAGUGGAGGGGAGGGUGGAGGAACCACCAGGGAAGAGAAGGUGAAGGCUGUUUUGGAUGACAUUAUGGAGAAGCUGCCAGAUGAUUUUAACAUCCCUGAGCUGAUGGGCAAGGUGGAAGAGAGGACACCUUACAUUGUGGUUGCCAUCCAGGAGUGCGAGCGCAUGAACAUGCUUACCCGGGAGAUCAAGCGCUCCCUCAAAGAGCUCAACCUGGGGCUGAAGGGUGAACUAACAAUGACCAGCGAUAUGGAAAACUUACAGAAUGCCAUUUUCCUGGACCAAGUGCCAGAGUCUUGGACCAAACGGGCAUACCCUUCUAUGGCUGGACUGGCAGGCUGGUUUGUCGACCUCCUCAGCCGGAUCAAGGAGCUGGAAACCUGGACCUCAGACUUUGCUCUCCCAUCCGUAGUGUGGCUCGCAGGCUUCUUUAAUCCUCAGUCCUUCCUUACAGCCAUCAUGCAGUCCAUGGCGAGAAAGAACGAAUGGCCCCUGGACAAAAUGUGCCUGCAGUGUGACGUCACGAAAAAGAACCGAGAGGAUUUCAGUAGCCCCCCGCGAGAGGGGGCCUAUGUGCAUGGCCUGUUCAUGGAGGGAGCUCGGUGGGACACUCAGACUGGAAUAAUGGCAGAUGCUCGACUGAAGGAAUUGACACCACCCAUGCCAGUCAUUUUUAUUAAAGCGAUCCCAGUGGAUAAACAGGAGACCCGCAAUGUGUACCCCUGUCCAGUUUACAAGACAAGGCAGAGAGGGCCCACCUUCGUCUGGACCUUCAACUUGAAGACCAAAGAAAACCCUUCAAAAUGGGCCUUAGCUGGGGUGGCACUUCUCCUGCAGAUUUAAAGGAACACAUUUGUUCUUGCCUUUAAAAAGUCCAGUAAAGCCUUUUUAUAUAUGUUAUUAUUUUUUGUUUCACCAUUUAGUUUGAGCAAAAUUGGAAGCACAGUACAUGCACUUUAUUUUCUAUACACACAGAGUUUAUCAUAAUGCAUUUUAGAUAUAUUCUAUUGCAGGAUGAAUUUGCAUUUUUGUGUACAGUAAUAAAAUUUAAUUUAUAAACUCUGUUGUCUAAUUGUGUGUUGCAAAAGUAGCUGCUCUACAUAUAUAACUACACUCAGUGGUUCUGAGGAACAUUACUAGAAUGUAAGUCGAGUAGACAACUGUUUCGGCUAAUGCCUUUGUCAGUGUGCAAAUGUGGCUUGUUCUGUAUUAUUUAUUGUAAGUGCAGUAGGACUUAGGAAAGGAGGAAAGCACGAUCAAUUUCCUUAUGAAAGAUUUGUAUUAUGCUAUACAAUGUUUUGAAGUUUAGUCCCCUUGAGAAUAUGAAAAUCCAUGAUCUUGUUUCUAAAUAUUGUCAUUACUCUUUAGGCAAAUGCAUUUAGUAUGGAAAAUUGCUAUGGAAAGAAAUGUCUCUGCAAGUCAAAUCCUCUGUAUUUUAACAUGAUAUAAAGUGAUAUAACUAUCUGAAAUUUCUUGGUUGAAUCAGAUGGAAAUAAAAAUUAGCUGUCCUGUUUAUUUAUUCUGACAUAUAUUAUUUAAAAAAAACAUAGUAUAGGGUGCUGUGUAAGACACAAGCUGAUUGUCACCCUGUAAGCCCACUCAUGGCUAAGUCACUUGCGUGCAGCGGCGAUUGUGUCGUACAGCACCCUAUAUGAUAUCCCAAAUAUAUUGCAUAUGUUAUGGUAAUACAUAACUUCAAAUUGUAUUCAGUGCCUAGAUAUAGAUAGAUAUGUGUCUAGACCAGGACAGCUUUGGGAUAUAGUCUGAGGAUCAACUGGUUUGAUUUAAUAUUUAAAGCGGUAUACCAGUGGGAAUUUAAAGAUUUAGAAAGUUGAGAAGUAUAUAGAGAGUAAAUGGUA